This is a messenger RNA of Exophiala dermatitidis NIH/UT8656, 4150 nucleotides long. RefSeq lists its product as uncharacterized. Lineage: Eukaryota; Fungi; Ascomycota; Eurotiomycetes; Chaetothyriales; Herpotrichiellaceae. The transcript has 5 exons. The record is from RefSeq and is a predicted model, not a curated record. Bases 662 to 4009 code for a protein of 1115 amino acids.
GCAAGUUUGCGCCAGCCACUUCGAGGUUCAUUGGCGAACCGCACAUUGCAUUAAGCUUCUCCAAGCUCUCGAGCCAAGCAACGCCGUUUUGCAGAGUAAUCUUAACCGUACCAACCAUAGUUCUUACACUUGCUCGAAACGGGACAGACAACGUCCUACAAGGCCAAAAGGAGAUGCAAAGGGUGAUUUUAACUCUCUGGUCCGCUUACAAGCCAGGUACCCCGCGCUUGACUAAGUUCAUUUGUAGCAUUCAGCUCUCAGCUCUCAGCUCUCGCCCUCGUACCGCCUCGGUAGGUGAACCAGGAUAUGCAGUCGGAAGUCUAGGCCCGGCCUUGGACAAGGUCCACCAGAGCUUCCGUGUGCAUACAGUUAAACUGUGGUUGUGAAUGUGGCGGCACGGUCAAAGGCUCCCCCAGACUGGCUGCCAUGUAUGUGGCUGGCAAUGGAUGCGAAAACUCAGCUGAACAUGAAGAGCCAAAAAGCCUUCCGGGACGACGGGAUUGAUGAUCACACACGUGAAAGAAUUCAAGCUGAGCCAGUGCAAAGCUGAGAUCUUGAGCACUCGGCACAUCCAUGCACAGCGUCCAAGAUGUCGAAAGAAUAAGGAUGUCCACAAGCCACGCUGUUUUACAGAUUCUUUGAACAGCCACCAGACACCAAGAUGGCGAGUAUCACUUUCGACACUGAGCUUAUGGUCAACCAUAUUGCCGCAACACCGGCAAAACCAGGGAGUGCGUUCACUACUGUGCUUGAGCCCAAGUCACGCAGACCUGCGGUCAUCAGCCUGAGCAAUGAGAACCCUCCUGUGCUUGAACUGAUCAAGGAGGACGAUGCUGGCAACCGCAACUUGAUCAACCUUGGAGGCAAGUUGAAUCUACCAGCUGGUGCUGUGAUUCAAGCCUUCGUGGCAGAGCAGGCCGAGGACUUGAAAAUUUAUAUGGCUGUUGCCGUCAAGAAUGACAAGAACUCCGAUGUCUAUGUUUGCAGGCCUUUCCUGCUUGAUGAUCUCAGCAAUAUCCAGCAAUAUCCCAAGCAAAAGAUGGAGAUGAUUAAUAAACUGUUCAUGGGAGCGGUAACGAAGUCCGGUGAUUAUCCGCUGCUUGUGGCAGACAUUCAGCCUCCAGGGAGAGCAAGCAGCAAAAGUAGUGAUCUCAAGGCCAUCUGGGUUGACGGCGACAAGACAAAAUCGUUGCAAACUUUUCAACCGCCGCAGAAUGCAGAUAAGAUCAUGUCUGUUGCAGUCGCAUCAUAUGGUGUCCUCGGGAAGGGUCUAUGGAUUCUUUAUUCUACACAGAACGAGUCCAAACUCAUCUGUAACCUCGCUCGUCCUGGAACCGACGGUGAAGCUUUACACUAUCAACAAUUGGAGCCAGCGUGCCAUCCCAAAGCAACCGCUAUUGCCUCGUAUACUGACAAGGACCAACGGUCUGGCCUCCUCAUGGGAACUCCGAACGGAUUAUUCACUAUUUCUGCCGAUGACUGCAUCCACUCAACGAAAUCGCAUACCCUGAUUUCCAAUGACAGCUUCUUCAAUGCACCUACCAGCCUUUUCGUGGCGCAAGACGGGCCAUACUUGACGAUCUGGGGUCUCAGUCAAGACGGGCAGUUAGGUUAUCUCACGACAGAUUCUGCAAACAUCGAGAAAAAACAAAAGCCUGGGGCUGUGCUGCUUGGAAAACAGUCGUCGUCGUCAUUCUCGCCUUCCAUUUCUCAGCCUAGCCCGGAAGCCAAGCUCAACACUGUCACUCAAAUCGUCAUAUCAAAUGACUUUCAGGGGAAGCUGACGAUGCUAGUACAGAAUCAAGACAGUGGGAUAUGGAGGUCUGAGCCGUUUGGCAUCGCUGACUACAACAAGACGGUUGAGAUUCAAAGCUAUGCAGUAAGACUAACCAUCAGAAACGAGAAGAGCAUCCCUAUCGUGAAUGGCGAGGUGUGUGUGGUGGCUUCCUCUGACACAACUGCUUAUGUCAACGGUAGGACGUACAACAUCACGUCAGAUCUGGAUGGAACCUGGUUGCCGAUGGAUACGUCCGGUCAGGUUUCCAUGAUUGUGGCUACCAACAUGAUCUCAGGCCGCUCGUUCCGCGUCGUUCAAGUCAGAGACAACCAAAAAUCGGAUGUCGAGCUGGCAGAUCGUACGGUCAAGAUUGACCCAAGCUUGAAGGUGGUGCACACUCUCUGCUCCAAACUCGGUGGUGAUACAGAUUUGGGAAGUCUAAAGACGCAAUCCGGCCAAAAUCUCUGGUCGGAGAGCGAAAAGCCCAAGCAUGAAGACUUGAAAGCGGCCCGAGAAUGCUUCAAAAGUAUGAACCAAGCUCGCUCCGAUAUCCUGAAUCCCACCUCCUCGCGGCGUGCCGACCUUGGCACGGCAUUGGCAGACCUUGGAAACAUGACUAUGGACGCGUUCCAUCACGUCAAGGAUGCGAUAAACCACGCAGUGGACUGGGUGGUCGAGAAAGUGCAGGGAGUCUGGCGAUUUGCGUGCCAGAUUGCUGGCGAGAUGAAGAGAUUUGUGCUGGACACCAUCGAAAAAAUUGGUGAAGCUGCACAAUGGGUGUGGAACAAGAUCAAGCUGGGCUGGCAGAAGCUGCUGGACUUCUUGGGCCAUCUGUUUGGCUGGGAUGAUAUCAAGAACACGAGCAAUGAUAUCUACGACCUUCUGGUCGGCAGUAUCGACUGGGUAUCGAAUGGCAUCGCCAAGGUGGAGCCGAAAGUCGAAGGUUUCUUCGACAAGUUGAAGAGUGAAGCUACAAUUCCGAAAUUGAACGAACCAAAGUCGACGAACCAGGGAGCGAGCGGAAAGAGCAGCUCCUCCGCAAAGGCAUCAAAUAGUCCAGCAUUCAACUACCUCACAGACAGGAUGAAGCAUGGUAACCCUGGAUCAUCUGCCGGUUCAUCGACGAGCAACCAACCUCAAAGCGGGCAGCCGUCCUUCGAAGACAUAUUGAAGCCGCUUGGCGAAAGUUUGAUGAAAGUGGUGACUGAUAUUGCCAACGAUGUCUCCAAGCUUUUCAACAGCGCCGGAGACAUGUCGCCAGCGGACCUCUUUGCAAGACUCGGGGAUAAACUCCUUGUCAAUGUAAUUGAUGUCAUCAAGUCAAUCGUCCUUGGGGUGUUGAAGUUUCUGCGCAAGUCGAUUGGCCUUUUCAAGGAUAUCGCCACCGGCAAGAUCAGCGUUCCGAUAAUCUCUGCACUGUACAAACUAUGCACCGGUGAUGACUUGAACUGGAUCAAGUUGGUCUCCUUCAUUCUUGGCUUUAUGACUUGUACCCUCUCGAGAAUCGUCACCGGUAAGCCACCUCCCAGGCUCCAUGAACCGGGUCAGAAAUUUCUCGAUAAAAUGGUCGAUGGCAGCACCACCUCGGAUGAGAAGAAGGGGAACGCACUUUUCUUCUCUGGAGUCGGUUUGAGCAUAAGCGCCGUCAAAAUUAUUUACGAUGCCAUCACCGUCGCUAAAAGCGUGACAAAGGUUGGAGCCGUCGAAACGGCUGUUGGCAGCGUCAAGACGGAAGCAUUCGGCAUCGUCAUGGACAUUGCCAGUGCCAUCUGCAUCUAUCCCAGCGAUCCCAGGGCCCCGGGCUACGACAUUCGCAAGUGGAUAGUCUAUCUCAACGGGGCAAGUAUCUGCAUGGAUGUGGCGCUCAAGAUUGGCAGCAAGGGGCCGAACCCGGCGAUGGAGAAGGGUGUUGCAAUAUUCAAGUUCAUCACCGACGUGGUCAAUGCUUGUUUGUAUGGCAUGGUUUUCUCAAAAGAGCUCCAGGCGGAUAAAAAGUAUUGGACAGACAAGGACGACGAUCUGACGAAUUGUGCCAUCUGCGAGGACGUUUUUGGAACGGUGAAGAGUUGCGGCAAACUGAUCUGUGGCGUGUCUGGCGAAUCACCACAAUCUGCUGUUGUUGGAUUGGCUGUUAUGGCAGCGGCUGGGCUGGGGUUGACAGUCAACAAGGGAUUUACACUCAACCGUGUUGCUGAGGUGAAUCCUCAGUGUUAUCGUGGUGCACUCUGUUAGUCAAGGAUCAUUCUGAAGUUUGAGGAGACUCGACCAUUCUUGGCUGGGUGUAGUGAUAGUUACGAUAUUAUGAAAGUCAGUCUCGACGUUUUCCACAGUCACAUGUAGCUGCGUUUCAAGUUGGUGACCGCAUAACUCCAU